AUUCAGUUUCUAUUCUCGCGCAAUGGAAUAAACAAACUGCGCGUGGGCUUGCUAGCUUUGAUCGCUAAGCUAAUGCAGAUAUUUGUGCUGAUUUAAACAUUUUAAAUUAAUAAUUUUAUCUGGACAGAUAACAGAAAGCUGACAAAAUGGGGGACGACACUCCCGAGAGGGAAAUGAAGGAUUUUCAGUUCCGUCAGAUGAAGAAAAUCCGUGUCUUCGACUCCCCUGAUGAUCUGCCGAGGGAGCGCUCGAGUCUUCUCGCCAUCUCCAACAAAUUCGGCCUGACGUUCGUCGGCCAGGGCAGAGCGCUCAAGGUGUUCGCGACGGAUGACAUCAUCGCUGCGGGGAGGGUCGGCGGAAGCCCGAACGAGAUAGUGGAGGGCGUGACGUGCCAGACGCUGACCCUCGACCUCCCGAUGCACCACCUCGCCCUCAGCAGCGAUGAGCUCACCCUGUCCGUGUGUGGCGCUGGCGAGGAAACCGCGCUCACGCUGGACUUCUACGACGUCCGCACCUUCUUCAACAAGAACAGACAGGACAAGCGUCCGUUCGCGUCCUUCAGAGCCGGCUCCGAGCCGGACGCGCUGGUGCAGGAUCUAAAAUGGAGUCCGGUGGAGCCGUUUAGAGUCGCGGCUUGUCUCUCGGACGGCAGCAUGAUGGUGCUGGACGUGACGGAGAAAGUCGUGGCGGUGGCGCAACUUCCCGCCUCCGCCGGCAUCACCUGCGUUUGCUGGAGUCCUAAAGGGAAGCAGAUUGCUGCAGGGAAGCAGGACGCGACGGUGGUUCAGUACACUCCCGUUCUGCACGAGAAGAAGGUGAUCCCUUGUCCGAGUUUCUACACCGCCGACAAUCCUGUUAAAGUGUUGGACGUGUUAUGGAUAAGCACCUACAACUUCGCCGUGGUGUACGCGGCGGCCGACGGCUCUCCCGAGACUCCGCCCGAGCUCGUGAUGGUGUCACUUCCUAAGAAAGACGAGAAGAAAGAGGACAAGUUCCUGAACUUCAGCGACAUCGUGUUUGGGUCGUGCACCGAGAGACAGCAUCACUACUUCCUUACCCACAUAGAGGACUGGGAUCUGAUCCUCGCCGCUUCGGCCGCCUCCAUCGAAGUCAGCAUCAUCGCCAAGCAAGAGGACAAGACAAACUGGGAGCUGUGGCUGCUGGAGGACGCGAGCCGAGCCGAGCUUCCCGUCACUCUGAGCAACGAAGACACGCUUCCUGUGGGAGUGGGCAUCGACUACACCAGUCAGGGCGAGAUUCACAUAUCCGACGAGAAGAAGCUCCCGCCGGCUCCCACGCUGCUGAUCCUCUCCACCGACGGAGUGCUGUGUCCUUUCUCCCUGAUCAACCUGAACCCGGGUGUUAAGCAGCUCGUCGUGUCCGCCGGCGGCCUGCCUCAGAACGGAGAGAGACCGCCUUUACAGAAGUCUGUGCCUCCACCUCAAGCCCCUGCUGCGUCCAAACCGCCUCCUCCCGUCUUCCCGUCAUUCCAGAUGCCCUCCAUCACACCUGCCUCCACUUCUGCCUCUCCCGCUUCUACAGCCGCUCCAGCAGCUCCAGCCUCUUCCUCCUCGGGUCUUUCCUUCGCUAUUACCUCCACCGCUUCCUCUCUUUUCUCCUUCAGCGCCGCUUCUUCCACUUCUUCGAUCUUUCCCUCCGCAUCAGGCUUCUCCUUCACAGCUCCUAAACCUUCAAGCGAGGCGCCCUCUCUCCCUGCAUUCUCCUUCGGCGCUCUCGGUGUUAAACCGCUGACGGAGGGCGCGAGCGCGAACGCUGCAGGGCACGUUGCUAUGGCUACGGCCACAGCUUCUCCCAUCACUCUGCUGAAGGGUCCAGCGGAGCUGACCACGCCUAAUGUUCGAGUCAACCUCAACGACAGGUUUCUCGCAGCGGAGACUCCCGCUCCACCCGCUCCAUCUACCCAGCCCUUCUCCUUCACCUCCACUCCCAAACCUGCCGCAGCUCCGGACUUGAGCGCUCAGCCCAAGCCAGUGUUCACCAUCAGCAAACCUGCUGCACCUCCCGCAGUGACUCGUCCUGCCCCUGCUCAGACCAGCGCUCCAUCUGCUGCAGUGCAGAAAACCGCUCCGGCUCCAACCGCUCCAUCUGCUGCCCCUUCAACACAGCUCCCUUCUGUGAAAUCUGUGGAGAAACAGCUGCAGCAGACGAAAGACUCCGACCCUGUCAUGGUUGGAAUACAGGAAGAAAUCGCUCAUUUCAAGAAGGAGAUGGACGAGCUGAAGGCGCGCGUUAAGGGGGCGGAUUUCCGUGUAGGGAGCUCGGACGAGAUGAAGGAGCUGCGCAAAGAGAGUGAAGACCUGCACAGGUUCACGCUGGAGAUCAAGGAGACCACAGAGUCGAUGCACGGUGACAUCAGCACGCUGAAGACGACGCUGCUGGAGGGUUUCGCCGGAGCCGAGGAAGCUCGAGCUCAGAGAGAACUGAACCGAGACAAAGGGUAUCUCCAGCUGCUCUACAAGAAACCUCUGGACCCACGCAGCGAGAACCAGCUGAAGGAGAUCCGCAGGUUGUACCAGUACGUGAAGUUCGCCGUGGAGGACGUUAAUGACGUGUUAGACCUGGAGUGGGAAAAACAUCUGGAGAAGAAGCGGAAACAGAAACACAUGAUAGUCCCUGAGCGAGAGGCUCUUUACGCAGCUCUGGCCAACAACAUGGACAUCAUCAACCAGCAGAAACAGAAGCUGGAGCAUCUGGUGAGGGACCUGCAGAGCCUGAGACUCUACAACAAGACCUCCAGCCAGCUCGCGUCCACCUCCUCGCCAUCUCCUUCAUCAUCCUCACAGGGUCUGGAUAGCGAGCUGGAGAGUCUGAAAAACGCCUUGCUGAAGGCGAGUCUGGAUGCGGCACCCAAAGCUCCUUCCAAAUCUCCGUCUAAGAUGACUCCGGUGAAGCAGUCUCAGCUGAGGAACUUCCUGUCCAAGCGUCAGACUCCACCUGUACGAUCCACAGCUCCAGCCAACCUGUCGAGAUCAGCGUUCCUCUCCCCCAAAUACUACGAGGAUCUGGACGACGUGAGCUCCACCUCGUCUCUGUAUCAGCCUCAGGAGUGUGACGACUCGCCGCCUGUGCCUGAGGAAGUGGAAGUGCCUCCGCCCGUCCUGGCCCAACCACGCCACCCCACCGUAGUGCGCACUUCAUCCAUCCAGCCUCGAGCCAUCGUCGACUCUGCGCCGCCGUUCAGCGGAGUGCUGCAGUGGCCGGGGCUCGGCAUCGGCGCUCGCGGUAAGACGCGGCGACAGACUGCGGGGAAACGAUUCGUUACGACCAAACCUCACUUCACUUCUCUUUUUUUUUUUUUUGGAACAGUUUCCAAGAUAAACAUGGACAGCGCCGACAGCACAGCACUGGCCACCAAGACGGUGACGCACGGACCUCCUCCCACGGAAAAGGCCACGCCUCUCGAGAAGACCACGCCCACCACUCUCCCCCCGGCCCAGGCUGCAGGAAGAGCCGCUUUAAGCCGACAGAUGAACAGCCAGAAACCAAUGGCGAAUCUGACUGAACUCACGCUGAAGAACGUGCCUCAGGUUGUCAACAUCCAGGAGCUGAAGGAUAACGGAGCCGUCAUGCCUGUUUCCACUGACGCCGGCUCCUCCAUGUCUUCAUCUGCAGAUCAAACCUUUCAGCAGGUUCUGGCGACCGUCGAGGCCAAAAAAAAUUCCACCCAGAGCGCAGUAAAGGUUCAUCUUCCGGUCACAGAGAGCGCUCCGGCCCAAGCUGGCUUUGUGUUCGGUCUAACCAAACCUGACACUGCUGCGCCAUUCAGCUUGACCUCGUCUCUGGAACAGCAGAGCAGCAGAGGAGUAUCACCUGCAGGAUUCACCUUCAACCUGAGUGCCACGUCAUCUCAAUCUCAGGCAGCGAACACUUCUCAAAGUGUGACCCAGGUGGGUAAAAUUCCCCAGAAACCUGCCAGUUCUGUCCCGAGCUCGAUGGGGGAACCAGGCAAAAGCUCCACGAUUCCCCCGUUCCAGGUUCCCAAAGCUCAAGAAGACUCUCUCGGCUCUUUCUUCGGUCUCAGAGUUGGCCCAGGAGACGAGGUUAAAGAAUCCCCUAAGCCCAAUAUGGCCUUCACCUUCAAGCCGUCUGGAAGCGCAGGUCCUGGCGCGACGUUCACUUUCGGAAACCCUUCGAAACCCGUCGCCGCUGGAAACGACUCGGAUUCGGGCAGCGCUACAGCGGAUGCGUCUAAAAAUCCAGGAAUUUUUAAGCCUCCUGAGUGCGCAGCAUCAUCGCUGACCAGCAAAACGUUCUCCUUUACGUCUGCGUCGUCUGCGUCCGUGCCGUCCUUCAGCUCCCUGCUCGCGGCUCCUCUUCCUCAGGAAACGCCCUCCGUAGCCGAGAAACCUCCCGAACCCGAACCUUCUCCUCCACCCGAGUCGAUUUCCGCCACGACGCCUGAAGAACCUCAUUCAGAGCCGAGUCCUGAACCUUCCGCUGUCUCUACGGCCACUCCGUCUCCGGCGUCCGUCACAGAAGAAACUCCGCCUUCCCAACCCAAGCAGGAAGAGGCAGAAAAUCCGUCGACCCAAACAGCGACCGUUCCCGAGGCCACUCCCACUCCCACACCCACGGUCACAUCUACACCGCUUCCCGCCGAGACGGUGCCUGUAACGGCGUCGAAACCCGUCCAGGAAACGACGCCUGCUACUACAGCCAGCUCUGCUCCGGUAGAACAACAACAACAACAACAACAGCAACAACAACAACAACAACAACCACCAGCACCAGCACCAGCAGCAGCAGAAGCAGCAGCUCCACCCUCCACCACGCCGGGCUCCAUCUUCACCCAGCCAGCUGUGAGCUCCAACAGUACAACGUUAACAGUCACCACCUUCACCCCGGUCAUCAGUACAGCAGCUGUCAGUACGUCUGCUCCAGCUCCGACUCCAGUGUUCUCUCAGACGGUCAGUACCUGCUCCACCCCUGCGUUUGGAUCUUCAGGAUUCGGUGUUCCUUCCACCACGUCCAGUUUUGGAAAACCGGUUUUCGGACAGCCGGCAUCCGUCGGAUUCUCCUCGGCCAGCGGCUUCACUUUUGGCCAGUCGGCGUUCGGGGGCAGCUCCGGGUUCGGACAGACGGCUACUCCGAGCUCGGCUCCUGCUCCGGCGUCCAGCAGCGGGGGGGGAAGUGGAGGAGGAGGAGGGCUGUUCGGUUCGGUUAGCUCCACCAACGCCAGCUCCUUCUCGUUCGGGUCGAGCAGUACCAGCUCCGGAGCGAACACCGGGACGAGCAUCUUCGGACAGAGCAGCGCUCCUGCUUUCGGGCAGAGCGGCAGCACCUCAGGGUUUGGACAGGGAUCCUUAUUCGGAUCUAACGCGGCCACGACGACGACGUCUUCAGGGUUUAGCUUCGGACAGCCUACUGCGGCGUUUGGCAGCACCUCGACUUCAUCAGUGUUUGGUCAGCAGCCGAGCACCAACAGCGUCUUUGGCCAGCCGUCGUCCAGCGGAGGUUUGUUCGGUUCAGGGGCGGCCAACUCCUCCAGCUCCUCAGGCGGAGGAUUUUUCAGCGGUUUGGGAGGAAAGCCGAGCGAAGACGCUGCCAACAAAAACCCGUUCGGAUCCACCAACACCGGCGCUUUCGGACAAACCAAUCAAACAAGUGGUAAUCUGUUUGGGAACAGCGGCGCGAAGGCGUUCGGCUACGGAGUUUCGACGUUUGUAGAGCAGAAGCCGAGCGGGACGUUCAGCGCUGGAAGAGGAUCUGUAGCUGCUCAGGGGUUCGGAUCGUUCUCUACUCCGGCUAAAACAGGUGGGUUUGGAAGCGCUCCGGUGUUCGGAAGCCCUCCUGCGUUUGGAGGAUCUCCGGCGUUCGGAGGUCAGGCUACGUUCGGCUCGGCUCCGGCCUUCACCAGUCCUCUGGGCUCCAGCACAGGGAAAGUGUUCGGAGAGGGAACGUCAGCGGCCAGCGUCGGGGGAUUCGGCUUUGCGUCUCCCCCCAGCGGCCCCACCUUCGGCAGUCUGGCUAGUCAGAACAGCACACCAACCUUCGGUAGUUUGGCUCAGCAGAGCCCGGGAUUCGGAGGCCAGAGCAGCGGGUUCUCAGGCUUCGGUUCUUCCGGAGGUUUCGGGGGCUUCGGGAAUACGAACACCAAUCAGUCGUCUUCUCAGACGUUUGCUGGUUGGAGAAGCUAGUUGCUGGAAACUCUGCUGUUCUCACACUCUGCAAUUAGAUUAGCAUUUUUGGAAGCAGGGAUCUCUACGCAUCUGAAAGCUUACAAAAAUACUCUGAAGUCCAACUGACUUGUGUAGAUGCGCAGUUUCAAAUCUCAAUCGUGUUAAAACCCAGCGUUCACCAUCAGAGCACCACAAAGCCCGGCACAACACUGAUUUUCUCCAACAAAUGCUAAGUAACCAUUUGUUACAACCAACAGUCACCAUUAAAACUAUAUCAAACGCCAACAUUUAGAGUUAAAAAGACCAACAAACACCAACGUUCUCCAUUUGGUCACCUUCAAACACCAACAUUCUUCUUGAAAAUGCCAGCGAAAGCUAUCAUUCUUUAGGAAAGCACCAACAUUCUUCAUUACAAAUCCUUUAAACACCAACAUUCUCCAUUGAAAGCCAUCAUACACCAAUAAUGCCAAUGAAAAUACAACCAAAAAUCAUAAAAGACUUACUAACACCAGCUUUCUUUCAUUAAAACACCUACAUUCUUAAUGAAAAUACCACCAAAAAAAUCAACAUUCUUUAAAAAACAAGGCUUAGUAACACCAUCACCAUGAAAACAGCAUCAAAAACCAACAUUCUUAUAAAAGGCUUACUAACACCAACUUUCUCCAUUAAACCAACAUCAAACACCAACAAUGGCCAAGUAAAUACUGCUAUGAAAGUCCAUCAAACACCAACAUUCUUCAUGAAAAUGCCACAAGAAAACCAACAUUCUUUAUAAAUGUCCAACUAACACCAACAUUUUCCAUUAAAACACCUUCAACCACCAAAAAUGACCAUGAAAAUACCACCAAAAACCAAUGUUCUUCAUUAAAGGCCAUCAAACAGUAUCAUUCUCUAUUAAAACGCCUUCUACGUGUUAUAGAUUUUCUGCACCUUUAUAUACCUUCUACAUUUUCUGUGAAAAUGCCGCCAAAAAAACCCAUUCAAGGCCAAUUAACACCAAUGUUUUCCGUUCAAACACCAACACUGUCCAGAGGAACUCCAUCAUUCACAUUCAGAGUGCAUUAUGGUCAGAUGGUCAGAUGUUUACUUGUGCACUUGCUGCUGUAAGUCAGUGUGUUGAUUGUACGGGGUUUUUCAGAGAAUUAGGCUUAAAGGGUGAAUGUCCUGAUUCUGAUUGAGGCGCCAGAGCCCUUUCCCACUUCCUCAUACAGACUGAAACAUGAUAUUAUGUUUCCAUGAAGAUUUGUGAGACUUGUGAAAUGAAUAGAAUAUUAUUUUAUACACUGCAUGAGUUCUGAAUAAAUGAUGAAUUUAAUUUAACCGGGAAUGUCCAUCCUGCAGCACAAUGAUAAGACCGGCUUCAAAUAAAAUCUAAUGAAAGAAA
Messenger RNA from Pangasianodon hypophthalmus (striped catfish), 7524 nucleotides. RefSeq names its product nucleoporin 214 (gene nup214). Gene Ontology annotation, molecular function: protein binding; structural constituent of nuclear pore. The coding region runs from base 147 to 6158 and encodes 2003 amino acids. Gene Ontology annotation, cellular component: nuclear pore. The transcript has 36 exons. Gene Ontology annotation, biological process: protein import into nucleus; RNA export from nucleus. Lineage: Eukaryota; Metazoa; Chordata; Actinopteri; Siluriformes; Pangasiidae. The record is from RefSeq and is a predicted model, not a curated record.